AAUGUUCAGACCUGUAGCAGAGAUCAGGCUCUGGUCUUUAGGAGCAGGGCUGUGUUCCAAUAACCUGUAGAAAGGUUCCUAACAGAGACGUGACCCAGAAGGACUUGUGUGGCGUCUAUAAUAAGAGUGUUCCAAUACUCCAAAUAUUAAGGAAAGGCGCUUUAGUGCUUCCUUUAUUGCUCCUUUAGCAAAGAUACAGAGGACCAUCAUUAAUCCACAGUAAUGGACCAUAGCUGAAAACAGCAACAUAACAAAGUGGAGCAGAAAGCUUAACUAACUGCAUUUUCAUUCCAUGCAAUAACCUGCUGGUGUAAUUAAAGUUUUUAGCAUCAAAUGCACAGCUGAAGUCUGAACAUCACACUGGUGGAAUAAAAACUACUUCCUGUUUCGUUGUUGCUGCAUGAACGCAAAAUGUUGUAUGAUGUAAAUCAGGGGUGUCAGCCCUACUUAAUCCACGGUUACCAACCGGCCCACAGCAAAGCGCUCCCUGCAGACGUCAUUGUGACGUAGAGCCGAGCGCACCUGAGCAGCGUUUGUGCUGAGAGGCUGAGCGGAGGUUUAAAUGACAGCCGCGCAGCGCGUGCUUCGGUGCUCGUGACCCAGGGACAGCAGGCGCGUGGAGGCUCGUGGCCUUGUUGACGGUGCAGGUUUCAUUGGUUUCUGUUCGUCAGACGCAGUUUCUCACCCCCCACAGCCUUACACGCAGCUCUGCAUUUGCAGCCAUGUUUAAGACCAGUAGCAAAGACUUGUUUCUGCCUUCACCUGAGCUACUGGACAGCAUGCAGUCUGUGGAGGAAUCUGACGGUGACUGUGGUGGAAGCGCCGUAUCGUUGGCCGAAGCCCUGCUCCCUGUGACGGAGUCCUCACCACCUCCAAUCCCCUGGGUCUGCUCAACCCGCUACAAGACGGAGCUCUGCACCACUUACUCAGAUGAUGGUUUCUGCAAGUAUGCCGAGCGCUGCCAGUUUGCCCACGGCCUCCACGAACUCCACGUUCCCUCACACCAUCCAAAGUACAAGACCGAGUUGUGUCGCAGCUACCACACAGAUGGCUACUGCUACUAUGGCAACCGUUGCCUGUUUGUCCACAGUCCCACAGAGCAACGCCCCACCCUCCGUCGUCGCAGGAACGUCCCGUGCCGCACCUUCCGUGCCUUUGGGAUUUGUCCCUUUGGAACCCGCUGUAACUUCCUGCAUGUGGAGGGUAAAGAUGAAGACGGCCGUCACGAUUUGGCCAGUGUUGGUGAAAAGACCGCAUUUGUGCAAAAGCCCAAUGGGUGGAAACCUCGAGGGGCUCUGUGCCGCACCUUCAGCACCUUUGGUUUCUGCCUGUACGGAACCCGCUGUCACUUCCAGCACGGCCUCCCUAACAGGAUAAAAACCUCCAGUCAACACAAUGGGUUGCUGUCCACAUGCGCGUCACGUUUGCCUUCUGCAUCAGAUUCUUCAGCCUCAUCAUCUCCUCCACCCACCACCCCAGAAGCACUAGCACACAAUGCUUUCACCUUCUCCAGUCAGCACUUAAAUGAUCUGCUCCUGCCACUGGCCCUCCACCUGCAGAAGCUGGAGAGCACGAAGGCCCAGGAUAUCUGGGCCAACAGGAUGCUCUAAACUGCUGCUGAACACUUUCUUUUUUUCUUUUUUUAAUAUGUAAUUCCCCCCACUUUACCCCAAGGGUUUUUUUUUUGUAUAUAUGUUCCAAUUGACUUGAGCUUGUUUCAGAAGGCCCAAGCAGGCCUUGGCAAACAUGACUAUUCAGUCAUGGAUCAGUCUGGAGUAGCUCUGGAAAGAGAAUCUUACAGGUGCAGCUAUAUGUGUAAUAUUUUUAAUUGUACAUGGCUAUAUGUCUGCCCAAAGCACUGUAAAUAAACCAUGUUGCUUUUUUUACUAACUGCUGUGU
Messenger RNA from Haplochromis burtoni (Burton's mouthbrooder), 1899 nucleotides. RefSeq names its product cysteine three histidine 1 (gene cth1). The record is from RefSeq and is a predicted model, not a curated record. The coding region runs from base 723 to 1610 and encodes 295 amino acids. Gene Ontology annotation, molecular function: metal ion binding; mRNA binding. The transcript has 2 exons. NCBI's taxonomy places the organism in Eukaryota, Metazoa, Chordata, Actinopteri, Cichliformes, Cichlidae.